Messenger RNA from Tilletiopsis washingtonensis, 789 nucleotides. Its product is annotated as putative UBC5-E2 ubiquitin-conjugating enzyme. The record is from RefSeq and is a predicted model, not a curated record. The coding region runs from base 57 to 509 and encodes 150 amino acids. The transcript is spliced from 10 exons. Lineage: Eukaryota; Fungi; Basidiomycota; Exobasidiomycetes; Entylomatales.
GCCUUGUCUAUCACUCUCAUUCCCGCCUCGCUCCGCUCCACACCUCCUCGCCCAUCAUGGCGAGCUCGAAGCGUCUCACGAAGGAGCUGAUGGACCUGAACAACACUCCGCUUGACGGCAUUGAGAUCACGCCCAACGAGUCCAACAUCUACAAAUGGACCGCCAAGCUGCACGGGCCGGCUGACAGCCCAUAUGCUGGCGGCGUCUUUGUGAUCGAGCUCGACUUCCCCAUCGAGUACCCGUUCAAGUCGCCGCGCCUCAAGUUCGCCACGCGCGUCUUCCACCCGAACGUUGAUGAAGAUGGCAACAUGUGUGUGGGUCUGCUGAAGUCGGAGGCAUGGAAGCCGAGCACGAAGGCAGCAACGAUCCUGCUCUCGAUCCAGCAGCUGCUUGCCGAGCCGAACCCGGAUGACGCGCUCGUGGCAUCGAUCGCGGAGAUGUACAAGACAGACCGGGCCAAGUUCAACAAGACGGCGCAGGAGUACACGCGGAAGCACGCGAACGCCUAGAUCUUCUCGCGCCCGCUGUCCCGUUUAACGCCCGCCAUGUCCCUGCUACGACCCCUCCCUGCGGCGCUGGGCCGCCGGGCUCGCAGGCGUCCGUCGGCUCUGGCCUUGCCGCGCGCGCUGCGUGCCGCCUGUCCGCGCCCGUCGCCUCUAGUCCCUUCCCAAGCCCCCCGUGGCUCGGCGCCGUGCGCAGCUGCGUCGCCCGGGCCGUGCCGAUUGACCCUUCAUCUCAAGCACACUUCAUCCCAUCGCUGCGAGCUCCGUAAUGAAAGUCUAAUCACAC